CCUGUAACAUCCAGAACUCUAUGUGGCGCUGUACAUUUUAAAUCACCUUCCAGUGGCGCAGAAGAAGAGAAUGAACAUUAUUUCCUGUUUUCUGCAGAUGCUGGUUGGGAACUGUAGCUUUUGUUAGUAUUCAGUUUUGACAUCUUUGUUGUGCAUUUCUGUUGAAGAAUGGCUGAGGAAGAGGAUGAUCCUGGCUUUGACGAGGAUAUUGAUGACGGAGGUAACGGUGCAGACUCGGGCCAGGGUAAAAGAAAGCGACUUUUUUCGAAGGAGCUUCGCUGUAUGAUGUAUGGGUUUGGAGAUGAUCAAAAUCCAUACACUGAAUCAGUGGAUAUCCUGGAGGAUCUGGUGAUCGAGUUCAUCACGGAGAUGACACACAAGGCGAUGUCUAUAGGGCGCCAGGGCCGUGUUCAGGUGGAGGACAUCGUCUUUCUCAUCCGCAAGGACCCUAGAAAGUUUGCGAGAGUGAAAGACCUGCUCACAAUGAACGAGGAGUUGAAGAAAGCUCGCAAAGCCUUUGACGAGGCAAAUUAUGGGUCUUAAAAUGGGCCAUUAUUUGUUAUGCUUUUAUUUUAUUCAACCCACGUGAAUAUGGUUACUUUGUUCCUCUGUUUGAGUUUUACCUGUUAUAAACAUUUGUACGGAAAUAUACAUCUUGCAUAAGUCCAGUUUUAUUAUUGCUCUGUAUUUUUUGUGUUGUGUGAUAGUCCAUAAGGAUAUUGUCUUAAAACACUGUGAAAUAUUUUUCAUUUAUUCCUGAAACAGUUUCAGUUUUGCAGUUUAAUGAACGAAUAAAGAUGCUUGGUUAAACAUUUAUCUAAGAAGACAAAAAGGCUAUGCUUUUAUACUAUUUUGUCAAACAUAUGUAUACCUUGAAUAUCCCAAGAAACAUGUCUCUUUUUAAUUAUGAGAGGUCUGUCUUUCUUUUUUCUUUUUUAUAAACAACCUUUAUAGCAUAAUACCUAAAUGACAGUUUGGCUUGUACUUAAACUAUGAUGGCAUUAUUUAAUACUGGAAAUGUUAAAUAUUUGUCUGUUAAAUAGUCCCUGAUAUUGGCUGUUCCCAGUAACAACGUGAAACAUUAAAAGCAGUAAAAAACAGAA
Messenger RNA from Myxocyprinus asiaticus (Chinese sucker), 1103 nucleotides. It is a transcript of the gene taf13, whose product is annotated as TATA-box binding protein associated factor 13. Gene Ontology annotation, biological process: transcription by RNA polymerase II. Bases 169 to 543 code for a protein of 124 amino acids. The transcript has 2 exons. Gene Ontology annotation, molecular function: protein heterodimerization activity. The record is from RefSeq and is a predicted model, not a curated record. Lineage: Eukaryota; Metazoa; Chordata; Actinopteri; Cypriniformes; Catostomidae. Gene Ontology annotation, cellular component: transcription factor TFIID complex.